ACCAGAAGAAGAGGAAGAGCGGAUUGGAUUCUCUGCUGUGAUGCUUUUCGUCCUCGCAACAGCCCCGAACUCUGUGUAUUUUAGAGGUUUAUGAGUCAAGGUUAGACAGAGGCGUUAGCAAGGCGUACAAACAGGGCCACACUGUUUGUUUUGGUGUUGACAAGGGAAUCAAGUAUAGCUGGAGGAAGAUUAAUUAAAAGAUGCUGUCUGGUGGGCACGGAGAAGUCAACCCUAACUCAUCAUGGCACAGCAGUCGGGGGGCGUGGCUGUCCUACCUGGCAGGAUUGUUGGCACUGCACCUGUUCCUCCUCUCCAUCCCAGUCAUAUCCAUACCCACAGCAUGGACACUCACUAAUGUUAUUCAUAAUCUGGCAAACUACCUGUUCCUUCAUCAGAUAAAAGGAACACCAUGGCAGUUGCUAGACCAGGGAAAAGCACGUCUAAUGACAGCCUGGGAACAGAUUGACUAUGGGCAGCAGUUUACAACAACACGCAAGUUUAUCACCAUAAUACCUAUUGUUUUAUUUCUGCUUGCCAGUUUCUACACAAAGUAUGAAUUCAAUCACUUUGCUGUCAACUUUGCCACGUUACUUCUUGUGUUGAUUCCCAAGCUUCCACAGUUCCACAUGGUUCGUUUGUUUGGAAUCAACAAAUAUUAAUUCCCCAUAAUGUGAACAGAUGACAAGCUAAAAGUUUGUGUGAUGCAAAGGUUGGUAGUGGUAUUGUAUACAACAAUUUAUAAGCUGCAGGCCAUAGUUUGGACAAGAUUUUGCAUAUAAGGGCUGGACUCAGCUAUAUGCUGCACCUCAAGACUUUCAGGACUGUUUCAAAAGUUGGUGGAAUGGAAAGCAAUUAGUUAUUUAGUAUCACAUUUCAUUAUUCUUAAGGAACUUGGGAUAUAUGUGUGUGUGUGUGUGUGUGUGUGUGUGUGUGUGUGUGUGUGUGU
Eriocheir sinensis (Chinese mitten crab) is the source of this 946-nucleotide messenger RNA. It is a transcript of the gene ORMDL, whose product is annotated as ORM1-like protein 2. Bases 201 to 659 code for a protein of 152 amino acids. Gene Ontology annotation, biological process: intracellular sphingolipid homeostasis; negative regulation of ceramide biosynthetic process; ceramide metabolic process. The transcript has 4 exons. Gene Ontology annotation, cellular component: endoplasmic reticulum membrane. Lineage: Eukaryota; Metazoa; Arthropoda; Malacostraca; Decapoda; Varunidae. The record is from RefSeq and is a predicted model, not a curated record.